UUUAUGACUUCGUGUUUAUCCAAACAAGUAGGUAGGUAUAUAUGUACUAUAACAUUCCCAUUUUUCCUCAACUUUGCAUAGCAUAAUCUUUUCUUUGUGGUUUUUGAAUUUCAAUUGAUUUUCGCUGUGAUUGCUUGCUUUUGCUACAAUGGAGGAUUGUUCUCUCCGCCUGGGCUCUCUUUUCCUUGGAUUCGACAGUUCUACUCAGUCAUUGAAGGCGACUGUAUUAGAUGCCAAUCUCAACAUUGUCCAUUCGGAUAUUGUUAAUUUUGAUUCUGAAUUGCCCCAUUACAAAACCAAAGAUGGUGUCUACAGAGACCCAUCUGUCAAUGGCCGAAUCGUUUCGCCAACCUUGAUGUGGGUUGAAGCAUUUGAACUCAUGCUUCAGAGACUCUCUUCCAAAUUGGAUUUUGGGAAGAUUGUUGCUGUUUCCGGAAGUGGACAGCAACAUGGCAGUGUGUAUUGGAAAACUGGAAGUUCCACCAAAUUAUCGGCAUUGGACCCGAAGAAACCAUUGGUGGAUCAACUCGGUGAUGCCUUUUCAACAAAGGAAUCGCCGGUAUGGAUGGACAGCAGCACCACAGAACAGUGCAAAGUCAUUGAGAAAGCUGUUGGAGGCGCAUUGGAGUUAUCUAGAAUUACUGGGUCACGUGGGUACGAGAGAUUCACUGGCCCACAAAUUCGAAGGAUAUUCGAGACACAGCCAGAAGUUUAUAACAAUACUGAGAGGAUCUCCCUGGUUAGCUCCUUUGUAGCAUCUCUACUUAUAGGGGCCUAUGCUUGUAUUGAUGAAACCGAUGGUGCGGGAAUGAACUUGAUGGACAUUAAGCAACGGGCUUGGUCUAAAAUAGCUUUAGAGGCCACUGCACCAGGUUUGGAGGAGAAACUUGGAAAUUUGGCUCCUGCACAUGCUGUUGCUGGUGUUAUUGCUCCAUAUUUUGUGGAGAGGUUCCACUUCAACAAGAACUGUUUGGUUGUUCAGUGGUCUGGAGACAACCCUAACAGCUUAGCAGGUUUGACCCUAAACACUCCUGGGGAUCUAGCAAUUAGUCUUGGCACUAGUGACACUGUUUUUGGGAUUACCAAUGACCCUCAACCAAGCUUAGAAGGGCAUGUAUUUCCUAAUCCAGUUGACCCAAAAAGCUACAUGGUGAUGUUGUGCUAUAAGAAUGGGUCUUUGACUCGUGAAGAUGUGCGAAAUCAAUGUGCGGAUAAAUCUUGGGAAGUUUUUGCUAAAUUUCUGCAACAAACACCACCUCUAAAUGGUGGAAAGAUAGGUUUCUACUACAAGGAGUAUGAAAUACUUCCUCCCCUCCCUGUUGGUUUCCACCGCUAUGUACUUGAGAAUUUCACUGGCGAUACCUUAGAUGGCAUAAGUGAACGUGAAGUGGAUAAAUUUGAUCCUCCCUCUGAGGUUCGAGCAUUGAUUGAGGGCCAGUUGCUCUCUUUGCGAGGUCAUGCUGAAAGAUUUGGAAUGCCUUCUCCUCCAAAACGAAUAAUAGCUACAGGCGGAGCAUCAGCAAAUCAGAGCAUUCUAAACACAGUAGCUGCCAUCUUUGGCUGUAAUGUCCAUACAGUCCAAAGACCAGACUCUGCAUCGCUAGGAGCGGCAUUGAGGGCCGCUCAUGGUUGGUUGUGCAACAAGAAGGGCAGUUUUGUGCCGAUCUCAUGUAUGUACAUGGACAAGUUGGAGAAGACAUCUCUCGCCUGCAAACUUUCAGUGAAUGCUGGAGACCAAGAACUUGUCAACAAGUAUGGUUUGUUCAUGAAGAAGAGAUUAGAAAUUGAGAACCGCCUUGUCCAAAAGCUAGGACGAUUGUGAGGUUGAAGUACAAGGCACUACUAGCUUGAACGAUUUUUUGAGCAUUGACCACUGUGCUUUCUCACUUGGCAUUGUGGUAUUUAAAUUGAGCCAGACAAUAAUGAAUUAUAUUUUUACAGUGAAUUUUUUUAAUAAACAAACAUAGUAGCUAGCAUUUUCUGCACAGAAUAAGUUGUUCGUAUUUGUAAAUAAUAAUAGAGCAAGACAAUUGUUCCAUCUGUUAUUCUACGUUCAUGAUCACAUGGUGCUUUGUUUUUCUUCUUCUGUAAGCAUCAGUGUGUGCCUAUCAAGCCAUUUUCUUGUUUCAAAUCUAUUGUUUGGGUCAGAACAACAUUGUUCUCAAAGAGUGAAA
This is a messenger RNA of Camellia sinensis, 2174 nucleotides long. RefSeq names its product xylulose kinase 2. Gene Ontology annotation, biological process: xylulose metabolic process; phosphorylation; D-xylose metabolic process. Lineage: Eukaryota; Viridiplantae; Streptophyta; Magnoliopsida; Ericales; Theaceae. Gene Ontology annotation, cellular component: cytosol. The record is from RefSeq and is a predicted model, not a curated record. Gene Ontology annotation, molecular function: D-xylulokinase activity.